GGUUGUGACGUAAUGCGAUAGCGCGGGGAAUUUCGAGUGGUUAUUGGAGCGCCGGAGGCUAGUUGGGUGGCAGACUCCAGCAUCUUCAGGAGCGACUAUGGACUCCCUAACCGAGCCUCGGUGGCCUCCGGGCCUGGCAGUUAUGAAGACAAUAGAUGAUUUGCUGCGAUGUGGAAUUUGCUUUGAAUAUUUCAACAUUGCAAUGAUAAUUCCUCAGUGUUCACAUAACUACUGCUCUCUCUGUAUAAGAAAAUUUCUGUCCUAUAAAACUCAGUGUCCAACUUGUUGUGUGACAGUCACAGAGCCAGAUCUGAAAAAUAACCGCAUAUUAGAUGAACUGGUAAAAAGCUUGAAUUUUGCACGGAAUCAUCUGUUGCAGUUUACUUUAGAGUCACCACCCAAAUUUCCUGCUUCUUCCUCAUCAAAGAAUCUUGCUGUCAAGGUAGAUACUCCUAUAGCCUCCAGACUGUCUUUAAAGCAGGGGAGCAGGUUAAUGGAUAAUUUCUUGAUCAGAGAAACGAGUGGUUCUACAUCAGAGUUGUUGAUAAAAGAAAAUGAAAGCAAAUUCAGCCCUCCAAAAGAGGCAAGCCCUGCUGCAAAGACCAAAGAGACACAUUCUGUAGAAGAGAUGGCUCCAGGUUCCUCAGAGGCCAAGCGUCCUGAGACACCCUCGACAUCCACUUUGAAACAAGUUACUAAAGUGGAUUGUCCUGUUUGCGGGGUUAACAUUCCAGAAAAUCACAUAAAUAAGCAUUUAGAUAGCUGUUUAACACGCGAAGAGAAGAAGGAAAGCCUCAGAAGUUCUGUUCACAAAAGGAAGCCACUGCCCAAAACUGUAUAUAAUUUGCUCUCUGAUCGUGAUUUAAAGAAAAAGCUAAAAGAGCAUGGAUUAUCUAUUCAAGGAAAUAAACAACAGCUCAUUAAAAGGCACCAAGAUUUUGUACACAUGUACAAUGCCCAGUGUGAUGCUUUGCAUCCUAAAUCAGCUGCUGAAAUAGUUCAAGAAAUCGAAAACAUGGAGAAGACCAGGAUGCGUCUUGAAGCUAGUAAACUCAAUGAAAGUGUAAUGGUUUUUACAAAGGACCAAACGGAAAAGGAAAUAGAUGAAAUUCACAGUAAAUAUCGUAAAAAACAUAAGAGUGAAUUUCAGCUUCUGGUGGAUCAAGCUAGGAAAGCAUACAAGAAAACUGUUGGAAUGUCACAAAAAACAGUAACAAUAACAAAAGAAGAUGAAUCUACAGAAAAGCUAUCUUCUGUAUGCAUGGGACAGGAAGAUAAUAUGACCUCAGUAACAAACCACUUUUCUCAAUCAAAGCUGGACUCCCCAGAGAAAUUAGAACCUGACAGAGAAGAGGAUUCUUCUAGUUGUACUGAUAUUCAAGAAGCUCUUUCUUCACCAGAAUCAGAUUCAUGCAAUAGUUCCAGUUCAGACAUCAUAAGAGAUCUUCUAGAAGAAGAGGAAGCCUGGGAAGCGUCACAUAAAAACGAUCUUCAAGACACAGAAAUGAGUCCAAGACAGAAUCGUCGCAUAAGAACUCCUGAAAGUGCUGAGAUUGAACCAAGAAACAAGCGUAAUAGGAAUUAGUGUGGGCUUUUUCUGACCUUUCAAAUGCAGUGAUUAGAAUAUGAUACUUUUGGUUACUCUAUAUAGAUUUCCUAUUUAUAAAUGCCCAAGGAAAGAUGCUACAUUCUAAAUACCAUGGUUAGCUGAUUUUCAUUCUUUUCUGCUUUUCCAGAGGGGAAAAUUAUUACAAAAUAUUCUCACUUGCUUAGUUGCCUCCUGCCUCUAAAACAUCUCUCAGUAAAAUUACUGACAUUCAUACAGGCCCCGCUUUGCAGAGUAGGCAGACUCUUUGGCACUUUGGCAGAGGAAUUUGUUUUGGUUUGGUUUGAUAUCUAAAUUUCAGACUGUCCUUAGGCCAUUCCCCGCCUCUUCCAUGGAGAAUCCAACCUCACAAAAGGAUUUUUUUCAACCUCUUUAUUACAAGAAACAGUUGAGGAGUUAAAUAUCUGUAUUUUUAGAAAGGCAGGAUGUCAGUUCACAUCUUACGUGUGUGUGAGUGCCGAUGCAGGCCACCACCAUGCCUGUGUUACAGCAGUUCCAUGAUGAUUGUUGCCUGAGGUUAAUGUCGUUUUUUGUUAGACCUGUGUUUUACACAGUUUCUCAGAGUAGGAUAUUGGUAUUAUAAUUUAGAGGCACAAUAGUCACAAAGUCACAAUAACUUAGAAACUUGUGCAUAUUCUUCUGAAAUAGCACUCAAAAAUGAUUAGUGUCAGUAUUUUUUCACUUGGGUCAGUCAAAUCUGUAACACUGAAUCUAAGCUAUUAAACAAAAAGUAUGCA
This is a messenger RNA of Saimiri boliviensis boliviensis (Bolivian squirrel monkey), 2343 nucleotides long. It is a transcript of the gene RAD18, whose product is annotated as RAD18 E3 ubiquitin protein ligase. Gene Ontology annotation, biological process: protein monoubiquitination; DNA damage tolerance. NCBI's taxonomy places the organism in Eukaryota, Metazoa, Chordata, Mammalia, Primates, Cebidae. Gene Ontology annotation, cellular component: nucleus; Rad6-Rad18 complex. Gene Ontology annotation, molecular function: ubiquitin protein ligase activity; single-stranded DNA binding. The record is from RefSeq and is a predicted model, not a curated record.